Molecule: messenger RNA, 3242 nt
Organism: Condylura cristata (star-nosed mole)
Lineage: Eukaryota; Metazoa; Chordata; Mammalia; Eulipotyphla; Talpidae
Gene: EML3
Product: echinoderm microtubule associated protein like 3
Exons: 22
Coding region: 298-3003 (901 amino acids)
Biological process (GO): microtubule cytoskeleton organization
Cellular component (GO): mitotic spindle
Molecular function (GO): microtubule binding
Source: RefSeq, a predicted model, not a curated record
CGCGUCCGGCGCCUGUUUGUGCAGCGGCGCUGGGGCCCGGGACGGUCCCGCCACCCCACCCCCGGGAGCCGAGAGCGGUCCCGGGAGAGUCCGCGGUGCGCGGGCCCCGGAGACGGCGGCCCCCGCCCCACAGCGCCCCCUCCAGGCCCUUUCCCCGCGCCCGAUAGCGCCCCCGGGGGGUGGCACGGCACCUUUCGCGCGCGUCCCGGAGAGCUUCCCCUUCCCUCUCCCUGGCCAUGGCCCCGGCGGCUUAGACGCCUCCUCCGCCGCCGCCGCUCAGAGCAAGCCGGGGGCCGGAUGGACGGGGCCGGGGGGCCCGGUGAGGGCCCUGCUCAGGAGGCCCUGCAGUCCUUGAGCAGGCGGCUUCGGGUGCAGGAGGAAGAGAUGGAGGUGGUAAAGGCAGCGCUGGCAGAUGCCCUCCGCCAGCUUCGGCUGCGGGCACCCCCUCCCUCUCUGCAGGGUGUGGACACAAGGACCUCUCCCAGGGACAGCCUGGUGGUCCACCCAGGGCUGCCACCCACAUGCAGCCCCUCCUUGGUGAGCCGGGGUACCCAGACAGAGAUAGAGGUGGAGAUGGAGCCAUCAUCUGGACCCCCUGGUCUGAGUAACGGGCCCCCAGCCCCUCAGGGGAGCAGUGAAGAGCCCAGUGGGGCCCAGUCUGAAGGAGGAGGCAGCAGUAGCAGCGGCACUGGCUCCCCUGGUCCCCCAGGGGGCCUCAGACUUGGUCAACCCCCACAGCGUGCUGACGGGCCAUGGAGGAGUUCCUCCUCCUCUUCAGCCCCGUCUGAGCGGCCUCGACAGAAACUCUCCAAAAAGGCAGCUUCCUCAGCCAACCUGUUACUGCGGUCAGGGAGCACAGAGAGCCGUGGGGGGAAAGACCCACUCUCCAGCCCGGGGGGGCCUGGAUCUCGAAGGAGCAAUUACAAUUUGGAAGGCAUCUCAGUGAAGAUGUUCCUUCGUGGCCGCCCCAUUACCAUGUACAUCCCGUCUGGCAUCCGCAGCCUUGAGGAGCUGCCCAGCGGCACGCCCCCGGAGACCCUCAGCCUUGACUGGGUCUAUGGGUACCGGGGUCGUGACUCCCGCUCCAAUCUGUUUGUGCUGCGCUCUGGGGAGGUGGUCUACUUUAUCGCCUGUGUGGUGGUGCUAUACCGGCCUGGGGGAGGCCCAGGGGGGCCUGGAGGCGGUGGCCAGCGGCAUUACCUGGGGCACACAGACUGUGUUCGAUGCCUGGCUGUUCACCCUGAUGGUGUGCGUGUCGCCUCAGGACAGACAGCUGGAGUGGAUAAGGAUGGAAAGCCCCUGCAGCCUGUGGUUCACGUCUGGGACUCUGAGACAUUGCUGAAGCUGCAGGAGAUUGGGUUGGGGGCCUUCGAGCGGGGCGUGGGGGCCCUGGCCUUUUCCAUUGCGGACCAGGGUGCCUAUCUUUGUGUGGUGGAUGAUUCCAAUGAGCAUAUGCUGUCCGUGUGGGACUGUGGGCGCGGCGCGAAGCUGGCUGAGAUCAAGAGUACCAAUGACUCGGUUCUGGCAGUUGGCUUCAGCCCUCGUGACAGCAGCUGCAUUGUCACCAGCGGGAAAUCCCACGUCCACUUCUGGAAUUGGAGUGGUGGAUCAGGGGUCCCUGGAAAUGGGACCCUUACCCGGAAGCAGGGUGUCUUUGGGAAAUACAAGAAACCCAAGUUUAUCCCUUGCUUUGUGUUCCUCCCUGAUGGAGAUAUUCUCACGGGUGACUCAGAGGGGAACAUUCUCACCUGGGGGAGGAGCCCCUCAGAUUCCAGGACCCCAGGCAGGGGUGGGGCCAAAGAGACCUAUGGGAUUGUGGCGCAGGCCCAUGCUCACGAAGGUUCCAUCUUUGCGCUGUGUCUCCGGCGGGACGGGACCGUGCUCAGCGGUGGCGGGCGGGACCGCCGGCUGGUACAGUGGGGGCCCUCCCAGCAGGCGCCUGGCUUGGUGGCCCUCCAGGAGGCUGAGAUUCCGGACCACUUUGGGGCCGUGAGGGCCAUUGCUGAGGGGCUGGGCUCAGAACUGCUGGUGGGAACCACGAAAAAUGCGUUGCUGAGGGGAGAUCUGGCUCAGGGCUUCUCCCCCGUGAUUCAGGGCCACACGGACGAGCUCUGGGGGCUCUGUACUCAUCCCUUCCGAAACUGCUUCCUCACCUGCGGCCAUGACCGGCAGCUGUGCCUGUGGGACGGGGAGGGCCACGCGCUGGCCUGGAGCACCGACCUCAAGGAGACUGGUCUCUGUGCCGACUUCCACCCCAGUGGGGCAGUUGUGGCUGUAGGACUGAACACCGGGAGGUGGCUGGUUUUGGAUACAGAGACCAGAGAGAUUGUGUCGGACACCACCGAUGGGAACGAGCAGCUCUCGGUGGUCCGGUACAGCCCAGAUGGGUUGUACCUGGCCAUUGGUUCCCAUGACAACAUGAUCUACAUCUAUAGCGUCUCUAAUGAUGGGGCCAAGUCCAGUCGCUUUGGCCGCUGCGUGGGUCACUCUAGCUUCAUCACUCACCUUGACUGGUCUAAGGAUGGGAACUUCAUCAUGUCCAAUUCUGGGGACUAUGAGAUCCUUUACUGGGAUGUGACUGGAGGCUGCAAACUGCUGAGGAAUCGCUAUGACAGCCGAGAUAGGGAGUGGGCGACGUACACCUGUGUGCUGGGCUUCCACGUCUAUGGCGUGUGGCCGGAUGGCUCCGAUGGCACCGACAUCAACUCCCUAUGCCGCUCCCACAACGAGCGCGUGGUCGCCGUGGCGGACGACUUCUGCAAAGUGCACCUCUUCCAGUACCCGUGCGCACGUGCCAAGGCGCCGAGCCUCGUGUAUGGUGGCCACGGCAGCCACGUGACGAGUGUCCGGUUCACGCACGACGAUUCGCACCUCAUCUCGCUGGGCGGCAAGGACGCCAGCAUCUUCCAGUGGCGAGUGCUGAGCGCCGGGGGCGCGGGGCCGGUGCCUACCACGCCCUCUCGAACCCCCUCCCUUUCCCCUGCUUCCUCUCUCGACGUCUGACCUAGAGCCGAUGGGACAUGCUGGCCCUCCUGGGUGUCUGCGGUGCGCCCCGAAAUCCCCUAGGACGGGGGGCCAACCCUUUCCUGGACUUUGAGACAUUCCUGAACGCGCAUUCCCCCGAAGGGGUCGACCGUCACUCCUGCACACACUGUAUAGACCUGCUGGCUGAGCUGGGCAGCACCAGCCUGAGCUUCGACUCCCGCUGCCAGUUGAGGGGCAAUAAACCAAAACCAGAGUCG